Molecule: messenger RNA, 1907 nt
Organism: Diabrotica virgifera virgifera (western corn rootworm)
Lineage: Eukaryota; Metazoa; Arthropoda; Insecta; Coleoptera; Chrysomelidae
Product: tetratricopeptide repeat protein 12-like
Exons: 4
Coding region: 62-787 (241 amino acids)
Molecular function (GO): protein binding
Source: RefSeq, a predicted model, not a curated record
UGAAGACACCAAAGUUGAAGUUUUGUUAAAUCAAAGGAUAUUUUUCUAGAUAAUUUGUAAGAUGUCAAAAUUGUACAAUUCAGAAUACCUUUGUAAAGAUGAAGAGUUUAAUAAUUUUAUGGUAAAAGUUAGUGAAGUAAAUAAUAUUGUACAAAAAUUGGCUUCAAAAGAUAAACAAAUACAAGAAAUUGGCAACAUAGAAGCGCAAAGAUAUCUUAAUGACGAUGGACAGAAUUUGAAUGUAGACGAUAAUGUAGAAUUAAAAGUUAAAAAUGCAAGAACACUGAUUAACAAGAAAGUUCUAGAAAAUGAGCAAAAAGAUCCAAAUAGCAUGUCACAAGAAGCAUUUAUGAAAGAAGUUGAAAAAGAUGCUGAUAAGAGGUACACAGAUAAGUUGGUAAGGAAAGAAAAAAUGGAAACCUUUAAAAAACAAGCCACGCUUGCAUUCAGAAGAGGGGAAUUUGAAAAGGCAUUAACUUUAUAUAAUAAGGCAAUUGAACAAAUUAAAGACAGUGUACUAUUAUAUAAUAACAGAGCACUAACGUACAUUAAUCUUAAAUUAUACGAAAGAGCGCAAGAAGAUUUGAAGCUGGCUCUACGACUAAAUGAAGAUUGUCUGAAGUCAUGGUUGUUGUUGAUAAAGAUAAAUUUUUUGCAAAAUAAUAAAGAAGGAUAUGAACGUGACAUAAGAGAAGUAUUGGAGCGGAAUCCCAAUGACAAGGAUUUUAUAACAGAUUAUAUAAACAAUCUUCAAAGUGAGUACAAGCAUAGUGAAGACAAAUUAUGAUAAUAUAGGAUUUCCAAAGCUUCAACAGUGGGAAAUGAUUUAUAUUUAUACUAUUGUUUCGACUUUAUAGUUUACUGAAAAAAUUUUUAAUUAUAUUUUAAUUAACUUUAAAGUAAUAAAUUUUAGAUCACAUUUUAAUAUUUAAUAUUACAAAGGCGUUUAAAAUUAUAAAUUAUACCUAUAAUAAUUAUAGUUAUAAAUUAUAAUAUACUUUCAGCUCAGCAAAUGUUAGUAAAAAAUUAUAGAAAAUUAUGUAAGUACAUAAUAAUGUAGAAUUGUAGAAUAUAAUUGAGUGUGUUUUUAAUAAAGUCUGGUAUAUUACAACUAGUAUGGUAUUUAUUUAGUAGAAGAAAUUAAAAUGAAAGUAAUUAAAACAGAGAGAACAAGACAAAACAAAAGAAGAUGAAACCUGGAAAAGUUUCUAGUACAGGAACUAAAAGUACAACAGAAGACAACCCUAAAGGAAAAUCUAACAGAAUCAAAUAACACAGAAGAAAUAUGGAAGAAUAUAAAAGAAUCCAUUCUGAAUUCAGCUGAGGAGGUGCUAGGACAGAGGGAAAAUCCUCAGACGGAUUAUGGGCCCUAUAAGAAUGGAGAAAUGAGAAGAAGAAUAAGAAAGAAGAAAUGAGGGACAUAAUAAAGGGAGAACAUAUAGUUAGAUUUAUUAAAGCGCAGAGACUGACAGGGCUGGGACACAUAUAAAGAAGGAAAAACGACCUACUGAUUAAGAAGAUCACCAGAUGGAAACUAGAAACUGAAAGACCAAGGGGAAAAUCCAGAGAAAGAUGGGAUAACCAGGUCAUGAGAGAUAUCAAAAUUAUAAAAGUGAGAAACUGGAGGGAAUUAUACAUAUAUAUCGAAAUGAGUGAAAGAAAAUUAUAACGAAAAUUACAUUCACCCAUUUGUCUACUUAACAAUUAUCGCUUAAUUACAGCGAUUAUUUCAUUCAUAGGAGAUUCUGACCAAUAGAAAGCUACAUAAAUCUAAAUUAGACUGAUAAUUUUUGAUAAUUUCCCGUCGUCAAAUAUAUUACGUCAGAUGCCCUUCGUUGCUAUGAAAAAAUACAUUCAGUGAUAUUAAUGACAAUUAAUGUUUUAAAAAUAUAAAAGUGAUGACUUUC